GUAAUUUAAAAAUAUAGACCUACAUGCACAAGAUUUCACCACACACUCUAUAAAGCGGAAGAUAUUUUCUACGCCUACGCCUGCGAGUGUGCUUAAACCCUAGCCCCUCUUCUCUUCAUUCUUCACUCAGGAAACAAGCAUAAUGGCCUUCUGUAAUAAGGUUGGAAAUGUCUUGAGGCAGGGUGCUGCUCGCAGCACACAAGCACCUGUUUCAUCCAUGCUUAAUUACAUUCGCUGCAUGUCUUCAAGCAAGCUUUUUAUUGGAGGCCUUUCAUAUGGAGUUGACGAUCAGUCUCUUAAGGAUGCAUUUUCUGGCUUUGGAGAUGUGGUUGAUGCAAAAGUUAUAACUGACAGAGACUCUGGAAGAUCAAGGGGAUUUGGAUUUGUCAACUUCUCCAAUGAUGAGUCUGCAAGUUCGGCACUCUCUGCAAUGGAUGGGAAGAUGGGCGAAGCAUUAGGGUAUCCUAUGCAAAUGAUAGACCUUCUGGACCUCAAUCUGGCGGCGGCGGCGGUGGUGGUUAUCGCAGUGGGGGUUUUGGCGGCGGGUGGUGAUUUUGCUUCUCGCAAUGGUGGUUGGUGAUUCAAUUUUUGUGUCUUCUGCUUAGUUUUGAGAUUAUUUUUUUUGUUUAUGCUUUGCACUUUGGUAAAGUAGUAAUUAGUGAAUUUUUAUGCUUUUCCUCCUUACAUUUCUUGGUGAUGUUAUUCUGUGAUGUUAAUGGAGCAUUUGUUUCCAUCUAUUAUGGUCAAUGUGAGUGUUAGGUUGGAUUUCAAAUUAGUUUUUCUUGGUUCA
Molecule: messenger RNA, 790 nt
Organism: Glycine soja
Lineage: Eukaryota; Viridiplantae; Streptophyta; Magnoliopsida; Fabales; Fabaceae
Product: glycine-rich RNA-binding protein 4, mitochondrial-like
Exons: 5
Coding region: 143-580 (145 amino acids)
Molecular function (GO): mRNA binding
Source: RefSeq, a predicted model, not a curated record